UGAGGUUCCAGUUUGGAAACACAUCGGUGACGAUUGAAUGGCGUUCAAAUUUGUGAUCAACCUAUAUGCGCGUUGUAAGCAUAAUACCGUAGAUUUAUGACGAUUACCGUUAGUCAUUACAUCAUAAUGUCAAUUAAGCAGCGAUUCCCAAACUUAUUUUUCAUGAUGACAUUUUGUGGAUCAAAUUCAGACGCAGUGCCCUGCUGUAAAUACCACGAAAGAAAAAAAUUCUAUAAAUUGUAAAUUAUUAAUUAUUAUGAGCACUAGACCGUAGUGCCCUUAAAAAGUGCUCGCGGUGCACAAUUUGGGGAAAAGCUGUUUUGGAGUACUUAUUAUAAAAAUUAGCUUUUUACAAAAAAUAUGAAUAUUACGAUAAGAAACUUAAUUUAGUAUAGUAUAUGCAUAGAAUUUAGAAGUUUCAUUAGUUGGAUAAUUAUUGUUUUACUAUUGGAUAUUUGUUUCUUCUUGAGUUUUUACUAAAAAAUAAUUGAUCAAAGUAAAUAUAUAAGAACAACAAAUAAUAAUCAAUCAAAAAACCUUUUUAUAUUGUGUGAGUGUACAUAUUAUAUAUAUAUAUAUAUAAAACAACUAAUAGCUAUGGACAUACCUAGCUACUGAGUAGCUAGGAACAUAGAAUGUAGUUAAACUUCCAACCUUAAACAUUUUUAAAAUACAAAUAUCAUUCGUAUGAACAGUUCAGGUAUAUAAUAUUUAUGAUAUCGAAUUAAUUUUCUGUAUGUUGUUUGUUACAUUAAACUAUGUGGAUUAAAAACAUGUGUUAUUGUAAAAUGUCAAUAAUUUACUCAAAUGUGUAAUCACAUGUUAUAAAAGCUUGAAAAAACUGUAACGUAAUAAUUGUACCUAGUAAGUAUUGAAGAUUUAUAAAAAUAUUUUCACUCGACUUUUUGCAAGCAAAAAUUCAAGAUAUACAUUCAUUUAAUUAAAAAAAAAAAAUGAUUUUUUUUCCAUUAGUCAAAAUUUUGAAUAUUUCAAUCAUUUUAAUGAUGAUAAUUGUCUUUUUUAAUAAUUCGUCAGCAAAGAAACCAACAUUAUUUUUUCAACUUGCCAAUCGUGAUGAUAUAAAUUAUUUUGUUUAUUUAUCAAGAGAACUAAAUUACGAUGAAAAAAAACUGAACAUUCAUGAUUUUUAUCUCUCAAUACACAAUUUAGAAGCCAGGCAAAUUCCAAGACCAACGGAUAAAUCACAUGCCGAUCUAAAUGCAAGAAUAAAUCAAUAUUGUCGGAGAAUCCCAAAACUUCCUUAUGAAAAGUAUAUACAAGAUUUUGAUGUAUAUUAUGAUCCGGCGUAUGCAACUGACUCUCAUUGCGGAUUAGUUUUUCGGAAAUUAGUAGUUACUUUAUAUACAUGCUUUGAGUCAGUGAUUAAAACUGAUAGAUCAAGUACAUCAGAUGGUAGAGGUGAAAGGUACGAAGGACAACCUAAAUUAAUUAGCGAUGAACCGGAUGAAGAAACAAAAAAUUUGUUGAAAAAACACAAAAGUCAGUUAGAUAAACAUGAAGCAGAGAUUAAAAGUUUAUAUCAGGAUCUUCAAAACAAAAUUCCAACAGCUUUACUCAAUUUAUUACAAAAAGCUCUUGAUAAUCAAAAUGAAAAUGACAAUGAAUCAGAUGCUGGAAAAACUAAAUGCUUAGGUUCACUUAAAAAUCUGUUUUCGGGAUUCCGUAGAGUGAAAACUGUGUUUCAGAGUUCAGACAAAAUAUACGCUCAAGAAGUUAUUACUAAAAUAGGAAAAGCAUUUCAAAAACAAGGAAGCAAGCUUGAAGGUGUUAGACAGGAAAAUAAAUUUUAUCAGUUGAUGUUUAAAAAUGGGGUGACUGAACUUAAUAGAAAUAUUGGAAUAAACACACCAGCAAGAAUGUUAAAAAAAAUACCCGAUAGAAAAAUAAUUAAACCAGAAUUAAUAUCGUAUGAAAAUAUGACAGAUAAAAAUGCUGAUAAGUUUAGAAUGAGUAACGAUCUUAAAGAAAAAAUACUAGAAAUUGACGAGAUAAAUUUCUUAAAAGCUUUAGCAGAAAAUGCAAAACAUAAUGUAAUGCACCUCGAAGAAUGGCUAAAAACUUUUACUGGUGACUAUAAAGCCAAAACAACCUUAAAUAAGAAUUAUGAAAAGAAUUGUCUUGAUGGAAUAGAAAUCAUGGAUAAACUUAAUUUUAAAGCAACAAAAAUAAGUAAGUUUUUUCACUAUAAAUAUUUAACUCUAAUUUUUGCCUUUGCCUUCGUCCCAAUUAUUUGAGGUUGGCCACCAUUG
Aphis gossypii (cotton aphid) is the source of this 2270-nucleotide messenger RNA. RefSeq lists its product as uncharacterized. The record is from RefSeq and is a predicted model, not a curated record. The transcript is spliced from 30 exons. NCBI's taxonomy places the organism in Eukaryota, Metazoa, Arthropoda, Insecta, Hemiptera, Aphididae. Bases 954 to 2255 code for a protein of 433 amino acids.